Molecule: messenger RNA, 4140 nt
Organism: Toxorhynchites rutilus septentrionalis
Lineage: Eukaryota; Metazoa; Arthropoda; Insecta; Diptera; Culicidae
Product: flap endonuclease GEN-like
Exons: 4
Coding region: 940-3099 (719 amino acids)
Molecular function (GO): 5'-flap endonuclease activity; four-way junction DNA binding
Source: RefSeq, a predicted model, not a curated record
AAUUGCUCCACAAAUACAACGCCAAUAUACACUCAUGAGUGAAACUAGAAAUGAUGUGCCUUUCUUCUGGAAUAUGGAAUAUAUAUCAGAUUAUUGUCGCUAUUUUUUAGAACCUCGAAAGCAUCCAUAGCUUAAUUAAUUCCGAAAGUAUGUGGUGCUACAAAUGGCAGUCUAAAAGAUUUUUCAAAAUUUGAUUUACUUCGCGUUGACAGCAGCUUCGUGUACCAAUUUGUGAAAUGAAAAUGAUAGUAGAUUCGCCGGAGGAAUAAAUACGUCUCAAAAACUAAAAUAAUGAAUGAAAAUAUACUUUUUUCAAAUCGAAUAUGUAUUCUGUUUCUUAGAACAAUACUUUUUUUUGCAAGUUGUGAGUGAAUUUUGAAUGAAAAUUGUGCCCGAUGAUGAUUUUAUAUUUAGAUUCCCAAUAAAACUGUCUCAAUAAGAAAACGUGCCCCGCCAGUGUGCCAAACAAAAUAACAACGAUUCCGUUUAGAAACUAUUAGGGUUUUAUUUGUUUUUCCAAUAUUUUUCAAGUCUAUAAAUAUCUUCGCAUAUUUUCAAAUAUCUUAAAAAUAGAGACAUUUGUUUACAUUUGGCAUCCCUGAUUCGAACGCUAAAUUCUGUUUUUUGACGUUUUGAGGGAUGCGAGUGCGAGUAAAUUCAAAAAACUUUGAAGUAGCUCGCACGCCGAAUCACACAUGACACUAACUGGCAUGAUGUGUUCACACGGUGUGAGUAGCUGCACUGCAGUAACUGACUAGAUCGACUCGUAUGCUUACUCGCACCGUCUGAACCCGGCUUUAAGCCCGUUUCAAAAUACAGCACCUUAUUUUUGAUCCGUGAAGUGUUUUGGCGGAAGGAAUAAAAGAAUGGAAAAUAAAUGCAUCGGUACAUUCCGUUUUUAACGUCUUGAACAAAACUGUUAUACAGCAAAAUCAUAAUAUGGGAAUCAAACAUUUAUGGAAUUUACUUACGCCACAUUGCGACAAAAAACCUCUGUUUGAGUUAAACAACAAAGCCGUUGCAAUCGAUUUAUCCGGAUGGGUCUGCGAAAGUCUUAACGUGGUAGAUUACUUUGUCCAUCCACGGUUUUAUUUACGAAACCUGUUCUUCCGCACUUGCUACUUACUGCAAACAGGAAUAAUUCCCGUGUUUGUUCUGGAAGGGGCGGCUCCUCCCUUGAAGUAUGGAGUUAUCAUCAAAAGGAACCAGAUCCAAUUCCGAGGAGCUCGGCCCAAAAAAACAGUUUCCUGUGACAAGGAAAACGGCGGUACCAGUCAGAACAGUCAAGGAAAAGCUGCAACGGAACAAAAGCGUAACCGUUUCCAUCAUGUGCUGAAACAGUGUGAGGAGUUGCUGAGUACUAUGGGCCUCACUUGUGUCCAGGCACCAGGAGAGGCUGAAGCACUAUGCGCGUAUCUCAAUAGUGAUAAUCUUGUUUAUGGUGUGGUAAGCCAAGAUUCGGAUUGUUUCGCCUAUGGUGCAGUCCGGGUUUUUCGAAACUUCUGCGCCACUCAAAACGGCGGCUCGGUCGAUAUUUAUGAUUUGGAAAAGAUCCGAAAGGUGAUGGAUUUUGGACAACAGAAAAUAAUCGCCAUGGGACUAUUUUUAGGGUGUGAUUAUUGUCCCGAAGGAGUACCCGGCGUGGGACGAGAGGCUGUUAAUAAGUUGCUAAAUUGUUAUGGUAGUAACGAAAUACUGAAAACAAUAAGAACCUGGAGAAAAACGGCCGACAGACUAACGGAUUUGGAAGUGAAAGUCGAGGAUAAGAACACUUGCUCGGAUUGUGGCCACCAUGGGAAAUCCAUCGCUCACCGUCGAAGCGGCUGUCAGGAUUGCAGAACGAAAAGCGGAUGCGAUGAAUCCAGAUGGAAAAACCAACGUCUUCAGAUCAAAGCAGAGCUGGACAUAAAACGAAAGUCGUUGCAAAACCCAGACUUCCCAUCAGAAGCAAUCAUAGAUGAAUUCUUGGUUCGUCCGUGUGAACUCCCGGCGUUGGAUCUCAAAUGGAAGCAACCAAAUCUCGUUAAAUUUAUCCGAAAUAUGGGAAACUUACUGCAAUGGGAUGAAAUCUACUGCUUUCAGAAGCUGCUUCCAUUAUUCACCAGAUGGCAAAUUAUAACUUUGAGUCGGAGUCCAGCUGGGAAAGUGAGUAUCAUGCUCGAACCGAAUUAUAUUAAAAAGAAACGCUCCCCCAAAGGGGUUGCCAGCUAUGAAAUAAUCUGGAAAGACGAGAAUUCGCUGUUCACCGGACUGAUUGGAAAUGAACAGAUCCAAUCGUUCUUAAGCGUUUCGGGAAAUACAGAGGAAAUGCUGUGGAGUACAAUAGAACCGCAAGAUCUGGUAGAGUUGGCCUAUCCGUCAUUGGUUGAAUCGUUUUUAGCAACAAAAACUAAAUCGAAAAAGAAAACUGCGAGAGAAAAAAAGAGGAAAGAAAUUACCGAAAAGAUUCCAUCCAGUAAUGGCAAACAAACUCAGUUAGAGCAAUUUUUGGAGACAAUCAACGACGAAAUUGGUGAAAUCGCGAGUUGUGAUUCUGAGGUGAAUGAACUUGGCAGUGGAAUUCAUUUAAAAUCGGUUACAAAUCCGAGUGAAGAUGUUGAAUCAGACGACGAUAAGGACAUAAGCUAUUCAGUUUAUUUAGAUCGAAUAGCUAAUGAAUCACCGGAUGAUGCGAAUGAUUUCGAUAUGUCGGCGUUAAUUGACCGUGUUUGUGAUCCUAACUAUGGUAAGAUCUCUACGCAGCAAGAUAUCGUUGAACCCCGCCUGGGAGUAGAGGAACUAUUAGCCAUGAGUGUCCGAAUUGAUGAUCUGGAUGACCACGAAGAGGAUACCAAUGUGGAAAGAAGACUUCUAUUAAAGGAAGACAUUGUUUCCCAUGUAACGGACGUGUGUGAUAUAUCAGUGCUCAAUGCGUCAUCCAGUCGUCCAAGAAAGAGGAAAAGCUUCUUUUUUGAACCCCUCGACAUACCACCUCCAGAAUUACAGGAUAAUUUCAAAGAAAUGGAUAUGUUCGAAUGCUCGUUGAUGCUCAAGGACCGAGUGGUGAUGCCAACGGUCGAUCAAAUGAAUCAAACAAUAGUAUAUGACAUAGAUUUCUAAACAGGCAAUAUAUUGAUCGAUAUUCAUUCCUUCGAAAUUAUGGUUUCGGAUCGUGUGGAAGUUUGAAUCCAACCAUAUCGGCCGUCUCGCGAACGCUCCUCUCGCCCCGACCAGUAUAAUGCGCGUUGAUCUCCUUCAGCUUUCGAAUGGAUUCAAGGUAACAUAAAUACGUUUCCCCUAUGAACUGUACUUCCUCUCUUGCUCUACAAUGUUGCUGUUGUGUGGUUUCAAACUUUCUAAAUUGUGAACUGAUGUACUUAGCAGGAAGCGAAUUCAUAAAAUUUUCUUCGGAGCUAUUUCUUCUGAUUUCGGCUAAUAGAUUUUUCAUUAAUUUACCGCCCGCUUUAGUUGUGGCCAUGUUUUUCAGGUUGAAAUUUUCUGGUUAUGAACUCAAUGUCUUCUUCGUUAUAUUGCGGUUCGUCAGUUUCCCAAAAGUGCUGAUCUUUAUCUCUGAGCGCCGCUUUGUCAAAAUAGUGCAGAGAAGUGUCGUUGAAAAUUUCCUUGAAUUUGAAAUUAUUUUCAAUUUUAAUUUCUAUACAAUGAUCUUUUACGUUUAAGAUGAAUGGAAUAUUUUUUCUCAACAAUCUCUGAGGGUUUUUACUGACGAUUUCCUCGAAACUGUUUCCUAUUAAAAAUACGUUUUGUAGAAAUUCUAAUUUCCAGUUCCGCCAAAGCAAGUUAUUGCUUAUCUGUUUAGGACAAUGGGGCAAGUAGAAUAAAGUCUUCUCUUCCGCGAUAUAUUUUCCUUCGAGAUUUUCCUCCAAAACUAUUCCAUCCAACUGCUCAAGUAUUUGCCCCUCUUGUCGGCUGAGAAUAGGAUCGUAAUAUCGGAUUUUUCCUUUAAUAUUCAAUUCUCUUUGCAAACAGCGCACAAAGGCUAAUUGGAAACGAGAUAUUACACAUUCGGAUAGUUUUCCGAUUCCUAGACAGAUUAUUGCCUUUAUAUUCGCUCGUUCAAGUGGUGUAAGAAGUCUGUCGAUAUUCGCCUUGAAGAAAGCAGAUGUUACCAAAUCGCUCUCAGCCUCAGAUAGUUUCCUAAAA